UACAAUUCCUAAUUAAUGCCCAUUUAUAUUGUAGGUUGGUGCUUGGAAAUAUAAAGUCUUGGAGAUAGCUAGCAGAGGUACUUGGGGUUGUGCUGAAAAUGCUGGGAGAGAAAAAGCAAUUAAUUGUGAAAAGAGACCUUUACACAGAUCCCACUUUUCCAGCCAGUGAUACCUCUAUAUAUUUUAAUUAUUGUACCCCACUUGCACAAUUCAGAGGCGAGAUCUCAUGGUUGAGACCACAGGAAAUUUGUUCGACCCCUCGGUUAUUUUCAGACAAGCCACAGGAUGUGCAAGUAAAGCAAGGGAUUUUGGGAGACUGUUGGUUCCUGUGUGCCUGUAUAGCCUUGCAAAAGAGUAAAUACCUACUAAAUAAGGUAAUCCCUCCAGGUCAGCCUAGCUGGACAGAUGAGUCAUAUCAAGGCUGUUUCACUUGUCGAGUCUGGCAGUUUGGACACUGGGUGGAAGUAACCAUUGAUGAUCGCUUGCCUUGUCUUGGUGGUAAACUCUGCUUUUCCCAGUGUCAGACGGAAGAUUUGUUUUGGCUUCCGCUAUUGGAAAAAGCUUACGCGAAACUGCAUGGAUCUUAUGAACAAUUGUGGGCAGGACAGGUAGCAGAUGCUGUAGUUGAUUUGACUGGAGGUAUUGCUGAAAGAUGGACCCUGAAAGACCCUGGAAGAAACAUGGAGAAAGAGAGGACUGGUAUGGUUUUGGAGAAGAUGGUGUUUAGGAGAUUAAUGAAUCUGAAAGAACAGUGUGUCAUAAGCUGCUCCGUCCUCAAUUCCAGACAAGGCGCAAGUGAACUAGGAGAAUUUCAUGCCUUUAUUGUGAUAGACAUGCUGAAUCUUCCUAAAGUGUCAGGCAAGGAAAUCUUCCUACUACGGAUACGAAACCCCUGGGGGAGGCGAUGCUGGAAGGGUCCCUGGUGUGAGGGUGGUCAAGGAUGGAGCCAGCUGGAUCCAGUAGCUGCCUCAGAAAUGCUCUCUCAGAUCCAAGAGGGAGAAUUCUGGGUUGAUGAAGAAGAAUUUUUUAGGGAGUUUGAUGAGAUUACCGUGAGUUUUCCCAUCAAUGAGGAAGGUCAACUUCAGAGCCUCUAUACAGAGAAAGUGCUGUUUCACUCUCAGAAUCUUUUUGGAUCCUGGGUGAGAGGCCAGUCUGCGGGUGGCUGCCGUAACAACAGCAGCUUCCCUACCAAUCCUAAGUUCUGGCUGAGAGUGUGUGAGAAGAGUGAGGUGUGCAUUGCUCUGCUGCAGAAACACAGGAAAUACAGUCCAGACUGGGCUGGAAGAAUUCAAAAUCUGACUCACUUAGCAGAGGAGAAUCUAUCUUUGACUGAAGGCAUACAAAGAAAUAUACAAAGAAAGAAUUAUCAGGCUGUGGGACUGCAUGUGUGGAAGGUGGAGAAGAAGCGAUUUAACCUUCCAAAGACCCUCUCUGCUCCUCCAGUUGUAGGUACUGUAUGCCAUUCCUAUGACAGAGAAGUACAUGUAUGCUGUGACCUUUCCCCUGGGUAUUAUCUUGUUGUUCCCAGCACUUUUCUGAAGGAUGAAAUAGGGCAUUUCUUGCUUCGUGUGUUUUCAACGGGAAGGAUCUCUCUCAGUGAGAUAAAACCACCACCCACUGAUGCUACCUUCUGUGAAGAAUUCCCAGCAGGUGAAUGGGAGACGGUGCAGCUGCAGGGAUGCUGGAAAAAUGGUCAAAGUGCUGGAGGUAGCAGGAACUUCCCCUCCUUCCAUAUCAAUCCCUGCUUUCCCCUCUCCAUUCCUGCAGGACCGGGAAAAAGCAGUGUGAAAGUUACCCUCCGUCAGCACUGUCAAGAUAGCAAGUGUCGUCCAAUAGGUUUCCAUAUUUUCCAGGUACCUAACAGCAAUUGGGAACCACAUACUUCCUCUUUUAUACACUUGGAGCCACUGGUUAGCUGUGUACCUCACUGCUAUUCACAGGAAGUAAGCCAACUUUGCAGACUUCCUGCAGGAAGUUACAUAAUUAUACCUUCUACGUACUUGCCAAAUACAGAAGGCAAUUUUACAAUAAUCAUAGCAACCAAGAUAGACAGGAAGCGCAUUCACAGCCAGGAGACACUUGGACAGGUGUUACAAGAAGUCUCCUUUACAACUGUGAUGAAAAGGUAGUCUGGAAUUCUCACACUGUCGUUUUGGGAAACACUGGAAAGCCAAGGAACGUCUCACCUCCUGCUGUUUCCAGUUUUAAAUGGAGUAACAAGAAGAUAAUCUUAGCCCAGUUUUUCACUGAUACCAACUGUCAGGCCUACAGUGACUUCUCUGUAAAAAUACCUCCUUAAUCAUACACACUCUGAAUAUUUGUUCUUUCUGUACUUUUUGGAACCAGCAUUGUACAGCGGGUCUUCAUAAGGUACCUCAGUUCUUCACAAAUGCAGGUGGAGAAUACGUGCAUGUUUUAAUCCAUGCUACCGUUUUAGAAGAAAAGCAGAAAAACGUAUAUGCAUAGUGAAAUAAUAUUUGGGA
Messenger RNA from Struthio camelus australis, 2483 nucleotides. Lineage: Eukaryota; Metazoa; Chordata; Aves; Struthioniformes; Struthionidae. The record is from RefSeq and is a predicted model, not a curated record.